This is a messenger RNA of Parastagonospora nodorum SN15, 564 nucleotides long. RefSeq lists its product as hypothetical. The coding region runs from base 1 to 564 and encodes 187 amino acids. The transcript has 3 exons. Lineage: Eukaryota; Fungi; Ascomycota; Dothideomycetes; Pleosporales; Phaeosphaeriaceae. Gene Ontology annotation, biological process: mycotoxin biosynthetic process. The record is from RefSeq and is a predicted model, not a curated record.
AUGUUGGGCUGGAUAGAAAAACGGCGUCCACGUUCAUACAUGCCCGUUGGCGACGUUGGCGAUCAUGAAGAGAAGUCUAGCCUGCGCAAAUAUCACCGCCUAUUCCAGAUUACUUUGUGCAUCGGACUCACUUUGAUCAGUCUUGGUCUCGGAUACUUUAUCAGAGGGGAUAGUGGUCAUCUAUCGCACAGGGAGAUAUUCGCCAACGGCGGUUUUAUCAAGAACCCCAGCAAUGAGUCGGCAGCAUUGGGCGUGUCAUUCUAUCACCAACUACACUGUCUCCACAUGCUCCAGUUACAAUAUUUCAAAACCAAACACGAACUCGCCAUAUUGCGAAACAACAGCGUCGAGAACACCUUGAUAGAUACUGUCGGACAACAGAACGUAGUCCACUUGGAGCAUUGCUUCGACUACAUGGUCCAAUCGAUACUAUGCGCUGCGGACACGAACCUCGAGCCCCCGGAUCCUAUUCUUGAUGAAACCAAUGGGUAUGGGUUUGAACGAAGUUGCAGAGACCACAAGGGUAUUCACAACUGGAUGGAGAGGCAUGAGUAUAAAACAUAA